Molecule: messenger RNA, 1715 nt
Organism: Chelmon rostratus (copperband butterflyfish)
Lineage: Eukaryota; Metazoa; Chordata; Actinopteri; Chaetodontiformes; Chaetodontidae
Exons: 6
Coding region: 98-1018 (306 amino acids)
Biological process (GO): positive regulation of neuron differentiation; negative regulation of Notch signaling pathway
Cellular component (GO): nucleus
Molecular function (GO): DNA binding; transcription corepressor activity
Source: RefSeq, a predicted model, not a curated record
GCAGUAUUUCCAUUUACUGCGCUGUCUCUGUCCUCAGUGAGUGCGGUUACAGUUAAUCGAAGUCGAGCUGAACAGCCAGAUAUAUUUUGUACCCCCCAUGCCACCCAAGAGAGAAGCAGGAGCGACUCCGACACAGCCUCCACUCAAGAUGAUAAAAAUCGGCUCUGAUGCUCAUGAGUUUGGCGGCGAUCCAGUGGAGGAUAAGUACAGGUUGGCUGAGGAGUCCAACUACUCACCUUUCCCCAGCAAUGAGCAUGAAACCAUUGAGUUUGAUGAGGAAAAUGUGUCAAGUCCAGGAAUCAGAACAGACACCAUCAGUCUCCUCAUGAAGAUCGAGCAGCUGCAGGCACAGCUCAAAUAUGAACGCAGGUGUAGGAUUUUGGCCGAGAGGGAGUUGAGAGAGCUGAAAGAGAUGAACACUCUAAUGAUGCAGAUGAGGCACACGGCGCACGAGCUGCGGGUCACUCUGGAUCACGUUCUCCAAGGGGGCGAGACAGCAGUGGCGGGGCAGAACUCUCAGGAUGAAACCAUCUCUUUCCUGAAUGAGCCUGAGGCAGAGAUGAGAGCAGUUCAUAGCAUCCCGGAGGACGAUCACAACUUCUCAUAUCUCUCUGAGACUCUUCGAGUGCCGAAAAAUCUUUACGAGCGCAUUGCAGAGAUUGCAGACUACAAGAAGUACACAUCAGCACUGCUGAUGAUACUUUUUGACAGAGAAACGCUGGCCACGCACUCUCUGCAGGGCCGCAGGAACACCUUUACUGGAGACGAAUGCCACAAGCCUCAACUGCCACCUGAGAUCUUGAGAAGCAUAAUUGAUCACGUGGCCGCCAAGUUCAGCGUCGAUCGCAGCCAAAUAAAAACCGCCAUCCGCACAAAGUUGAAUAAUGAGGACAAACUGUUAAAGAAGAGACUGGGCUUGGGUAAAGCCGAAAACAAAGCAAUCGUCGAUCAAAGCUUUUGCCAAGAUGCUUCACUCCUGCCUGAAAACGGAGCAAUGAGAAACGAUUCUCAGUUGUAGCCUUGUGAGUCUGCCUUCAUCUGUCGGUCACCAGUAUUUCAUGUCUGAUAGACAUGUGUGACACGUUGCCUUUUUUAAAAAAAACAUGUCUAGUUGAUUCCAUAUUGAAAUCUAGUGCUUGAAGUUAGGUUGUUUUUUGUUUUGUUUUUUUUACACUUUUUAGAAUUCUUUCUAUUUGUUUUUUUUUUGUUUUUUUUUACAUUGACAGCUGUUUGUCUUCUAUCGUGUGUUCAGAAAGACUACAAGUUUCACCUGGUUUCCCGACCAAGAUGUUGAACAGUACUAUAAAAUGUCACAUGUGUAAUCGUCAGUGGUAAAAAGACAAAAAAACCCCAAAAAACAAAAACAAGUGUUCUUAUUUAAGUUGAGGUAUUAAGUGACUGUCUGAACAGCAGGUUUGUGAAGUCGGCCUUUGUCAAACAUUUACAGUACACUGGUUUAACCUUCCAUUCGGCAGGCGUUUUGUGUGUUUGAACGUAGGACAUGUGAAAAUGUAUGUGAAAAUAAUGGGGCUGUCAUUUGUACUGUUCUUCAUGACAAACUGUGCAUUACACCAAGUGACACUGUGUUUCUAGAAUAGUUUUUUGCAAUUGCAAAAUAUGCUGUAAGUGAUAAUCUUCCUGCUUCCACAACAUCUGUUUUCAUCACACCCCUCUUUGUUGUGCUUAUCCAGAUAAGGGGCCAAUAAACUGAUAUC